UCAUGACAGGAACAUGAAUCAAUAUUCAAUGCAAAUUCCAUUGACUCCUGACCUUCGCAUUUCUUAAAUCUAAAAUGGAAGGAAGAGAAGAAACCAUUUGGCUCACAGUCACUGAGCUGAGUAGCAUUUGGGGUAUUGAUUUGCUGGUUGUGAUUUGUGAACGACAUGGGCUCAACAAGUGAAACAGCUCCUCUCUUAGAGCGCAAAGAAGGGGGAAAGAGCGACAGUGCCUCAUUGAAUGAACUGACAGACCUUGAACGUGCUGAUGCAGCAGCAAAUGUGGGAUUUGCCAGGGUGCUGUCGCUUGCAAAGCCUGAAGCGGGGAAGCUGAUAUUUGCAACGCUGGCUCUUUUAAUUGCAUCAACAUCAGAUAUUUUAAUUCCAAAAUUUGGUGGGAAGAUAAUUGACAUUGUCUCGGGAGAUACUCAAACUCCUGAAGAUAAAGCUAGAGCUUUGGAAGCUGUCAAAAACACCAUACUGUACAUUUUUCUGAUUGUUGUUGUUGGAUCAGUUUCAACGGCACUUGAUGAUUGGCUUUUUUCCUCAGCCAGUGAAAGGGUUGUUGCUCGGCUCAGAAAAAGAUUAUUUAGUCACCUCAUAAUCCAGGAGAUAGCCUUCUUUGAUGUUACCCGUACUGGGGAGCUUAUGAGCAGGCUAUCUGAAGAUACACAGAUCAUAAAAAAUGCAGCAACUACCAAUCUUUCUCAUGCUCUGAGUAGCUUAUCGACUGCAUUUAUUGGUCUUGGCUUCAUGUUUUUUACGUCAUGGAAGUUAACAUUGUUGGCUUUAGCUGUCGUGCCUGCCACUUUUAUUGCUGUACGUAAAUUUGGUUGGUUCCUGCGUGAACUUUCUCAGAAAACUCAAGAUGCAGCUGCAGCAGCAGCUUCCAUGGCUGAGGAGUCCUUUGGUGCCAUAAGGACGGUAAGAUCUUUCGCCCAAGAAGAAUAUGAAAUAUCACGCUACUCUAAGAAAGUUGAUGAGACACUUAAGCUUGGACUUAAACAAGCUAAAGUUGUCGGACUCUUUUCUGGAGGCAUUUAUACAGCAACUUCACUGCCAAUUAUUUUAGUAGUUAUCUAUGGGGCUUAUUUGACCAUUACAGAUUCCAUGUCCCCUGGUGAUCUUGCGUCUUUCAUUCUUUAUAGUCUCACAGUGGGACAUUCUAUAUCUGGUCUCUCAGGAUUGUAUACCAUGGCUAUGAAAGCUGUUGGUGCAAGCAGGCGGGUGUUUCAACUUCUUGAUCGUGUAUCAUCAAUGCCAAUGUCAGGAAAUAAAUGUCCUCUGGGAGGACAAGAUGGGGAGGUGGAACUAGAUGAUGUCUGGUUUGCAUAUCCAUCUCGCCCUAGUCAUAUGGUACUUAAGGGAAUUACAAUGAAAUUGCAGCCUGGCUCAAAGGUUGCUCUUGUUGGUCCAAGUGGUGGUGGAAAGACUACAAUAGCAAACUUAAUUGAAAGAUUUUAUGACCCUAACAAGGGAAAGAUCCUGCUGAAUGGGGUUCCUCUGGUAGAAGUAUCACAUAAGCAUCUGCACAAAAAGAUCAGUAUUGUGAGUCAGGAGCCUGUACUUUUCAACUGUUCCAUAGAGGAUAACAUAGCUUAUGGAUUUGACGGCAAAGUUGAUCCUGCUGAUAUAGAAAAUGCAGCCAAAAUGGCAAAUGCGCAUGAAUUCAUAUCACAAUUCACAGAUAAAUACCAGACCCAUGUUGGGGAGCGUGGGGUAAGGCUUUCAGGGGGGCAGAAACAGAGAGUAGCAAUUGCCAGGGCUUUGCUUAUGAACCCAAAGAUUCUUCUCCUCGAUGAAGCCACUAGUGCCCUGGAUGCUGAAAGCGAAUAUUUAGUACAGGAUGCUAUGGAAUGUCUGAUGAAGGGAAGGACAGUUCUGGUUAUUGCUCACAGGCUAUCAACUGUGAAGCGUGCUGAUAAAGUCUUGGUCGUUUCUGAAGGUGAAAUUGUGGAGAGUGGCACCCAUGAAGACCUUCUCAGCAACAAUGGCGUCUACUCUGCAUUAGUCAGUAGACAGCUACAAACAAUGAAACCUGAGAAAUACAAAACUGAAGUGGAGACGUAUUAGAUUGAAUCAAAGGGUUACGCAUAGUGCUGGGCUUAAACUGUCACUUCCUAAUGCAAGCCCUUUUAUAAACACAGAGGACAAGCCCAAACCAUUCCUUACAAUCAUCCCCAGAACCUAUGUUACCAAGAAACAAGACUUAUAUUUAGCAUUUGGUAGAUAAGAAAGUGUUUUUUAAGGAAAAUGAAAUAUGUACCUAUCCUUUUUUCUAUCUAAAUGCAUUUUCCUUUUCCCUGA
Messenger RNA from Prosopis cineraria, 2304 nucleotides. Its product is annotated as ABC transporter B family member 25-like. Lineage: Eukaryota; Viridiplantae; Streptophyta; Magnoliopsida; Fabales; Fabaceae. Gene Ontology annotation, cellular component: membrane. Gene Ontology annotation, biological process: transmembrane transport. Gene Ontology annotation, molecular function: ATP binding; ATP hydrolysis activity; ABC-type oligopeptide transporter activity. The coding region runs from base 166 to 2070 and encodes 634 amino acids. The record is from RefSeq and is a predicted model, not a curated record. The transcript has 17 exons.